Molecule: messenger RNA, 990 nt
Organism: Penicillium mononematosum
Lineage: Eukaryota; Fungi; Ascomycota; Eurotiomycetes; Eurotiales; Aspergillaceae
Product: putative C2H2 finger domain protein (Kin17)
Exons: 4
Coding region: 1-990 (329 amino acids)
Biological process (GO): DNA replication; DNA damage response
Cellular component (GO): nucleus
Molecular function (GO): double-stranded DNA binding
Source: RefSeq, a predicted model, not a curated record
AUGGGCCGCGCGGAGGCUGGCACUACAAAAGCCAUCGGCAACAAGAUCAAAAGCAAAGGAUUGGGUCGCCUUCGAUGGUAUUGCCAAGCAUGCGAAAAACAAUGUCGAGAUGAAAACGGGUUUAAGUGUCACACUAUGACUGAAGGGCAUGUGCGACAGAUGAUGAUCAUUGGGGAAGACCCGCGCAAGCACAUCAGAGAGUUUAGUCGCGAAUUCGAGCGCACUUUCCUCGAGACCCUCAGAACCACGCAUGGAACCAAACCUAUCAACGUCAAUCAUUUCUAUAAUCAAAUUGUGGCCGAUAAGCAGCACAUUCACAUGAACAGCACAGAAUGGAAAAGUUUAUCACAGUUUGCAGCCUAUUUAGGCCGGGAGGGAAAGUGUCGAGUUGAGGACACCGAAAAGGGCUUGGUCAUAGCGUGGAUUGAUAACAGUCCAGACACACUUCGCCGCCGGGAGGCCAUCUUAAAGAAAGAACGCCAGGAGAAGGGAGACGAAGAGCGAGAGCAACGCUUGAUUCAGGACCAGAUUAAGCGCGCCCAGCAAGCGGCGCUGGCUAGCAGCACUACGACAGAACCGGAACCCGAGGCAAGAUUGUUGCAGAGGAAGGAAGGAGAAAAGAUGACGUUGAAUCUUGGACUUGGCUCGAAGAAGACAGAUGCAAAGCCCGCCUCGCCUCCUACGGUAACAACGACGGCGGAGUUGCCGGAAGAAAAAGAUGCACCGAUAGGAAACACCGACUCUCCCGCUCCGUCUGCGCCUGCCGCACCCGUCAAAAUAUCGAUGUCAAUGGGUGCACAGAAGCCGAAAAAUGUGUUUGCUGCAGCAGCUAAGAAGAACCCUUUGGCUGGGAAAAAGGGUUCUAUAUUCACAGCGCCUAAGAAGAUGACUGAACAGGAAAGGAUUAUGAGAGCUGAAAUGGAAGCAAUGGAGCGAAAGCGAUCCCGUCCGGACUCCGGGUUCACGAACAAACGACCAAAGAUCACUUGA